AUGGCGCGGAAGACUGGUCUUUCCAACCAAAGCCCGACUAAGUUGUACUGUGCAUUUGCACGGUAUUACCAAGCGGAAAUCAGAUUUUGGUGGGAAAGACCUUCACCGUCGACCGUCGUCUGCAAUUGCAAGUAUCUUGGCUUCGUCAUCUGCAACUGCAAGUGUUCAGACUGCGUCGUCUGUAGCAAGUGUGCUGGCUGCUGGUUCUGUGUAACUGAGUUUCGAUUUGAACAGCAGAACAGGAAAAUGAAUCAGCAUGAUAAUCAAGCGAAUGCUAAAGUUAAUUCGGAUAAGAAUGUUGAAAAUAAUUUAGAUGAUCAUGUUCCACAGUGGCAAUUAAUUGCAAAGGUGAAUACGAAGAAAAGCAUUGUAUUGCCAACUUCUUUACAGAAGCCAUUAAAGAAAUUGUUGCACCCAGCACACUUGCAGAGGACGCAACCAGCACACAUAGAGUUGCAGACGGCGAAGCCUGGGGUGUAUUCACUAGGCACGGGCUCAUGGAGCAGUCUUGGUAUUGUUGCACCUGCAUGUGAGGUAUGUGGAGCUGCUUCCCAGACUUUGGUUAAAGGGACUCUUCAUUGGCCUGUCCUCCGCAGGAAAGAUGAUGGUUUUUAUUAUUUUAUAUUAACCUUUGAUUUGGGCAUUUGUUUAUUUAGCGAGUUAUCGAUUCCAGAGAGUUGCAGAUGGAGUUCCUCGUUGGGACUGCAAUUGUCUGUGUCGGUAGACCAAAAUUGUAUUGCUCUGUGUCGGUAAUGAGAGUAUGGCAUAAAGGAGUCAUGGACCAAAUUGAUUAGUCUCGGUCCACAAUGUCCAGAAAGACUUCUACCGAGGGCAUUAUGUUUUAGGAAGAGUGGCGAGGUCUUGUUACUGAUUCGAGGGUCCCCCGACACUUUAGGUAAAAUAAAUAUAAUAAAGCAUGAUUUUGUUUCCUUAGACAUUGAGAGCAAGCAAUUGAAGAAUAUUGGGGCUUGCAGGUAUCAGUAUUACUCUUUUGAUUCUUAUGAAGAGAGCCUCCUCUUACUAGACAAGACCAAGGCAGUUUCUUACUAAAAGAAAGAACAGGUCAUGUGAUUGUAGUGCUGAGAACAGAACAUUGCAGGUUGAUGUUAAUAAAUUGGUGGAUUUUCUUUUCUUCUUCUUCAAUUUAACAUGGUUAGUGUGGUCUUUUUUAUAUGUACUUGAAGUCUCAUUGUAGAAGAUGAGUUGAAUUCCUGUUUCCCAUCGCUUUCAUUGAUGAAAUAGUUCAACUUCAAAUCAGAUCUUUUAUUCAUUGUAUAGAUUGAAGAGGAAGUUACAUUCUCACUCUUGCUGUCGAUUAUAAUCUAACGAAUUAGCUUUUACUAAUAUAGCGGUUUCUGUUGAUAACCUGUGUUUUCUUUUGUUGCAUAUUUAUUGUGCUGCAACGCCCUUUGCUUGGAACUGCCUGAACUGCCCGUGUUUGCAAUGCCUGAUGUCCUAGUUUAUUUGCUUGCCUUGGAAACUUUUUAUCUCUAGUGCUGGUGUAUUUUCUCAAGCAGUAAAAGUCAGACCGUUGUAAGCUCAAGCUUUUGAAAAUCUUGGAUGGGAACAUAUGUGUGGAUGAAUCUAGUUACAAAUUUAAAUUGGUUGUGCUGCUUGAAUUCAUGCCACUGUUUGAGUUUCUACUAAA
Messenger RNA from Pyrus x bretschneideri (Chinese white pear), 1648 nucleotides. RefSeq lists its product as uncharacterized. Lineage: Eukaryota; Viridiplantae; Streptophyta; Magnoliopsida; Rosales; Rosaceae. The transcript has 6 exons. The record is from RefSeq and is a predicted model, not a curated record.